AUGGCCAACCCUACCAUCAUUCUCGAGACUCAUUUCUAUUCCAACUCUCCCAAUGGCCUGCCACCGUGGGUCCGAAGCUUCCAUCUACGCCUAUCCCCUACCGGAACGAAGGCCGACAUCCUCAAGCUUGUUUGCGACUCCAUGGUUCGUCUUGGCCGCGCCGACCCCAUCGCCGAGGCGCAGAUCACCCUUUACUGGACGCAGCAUGGCCGGGUCGUGUCUAUCCCGGGAACCAGCCCCUCCAACUUCAUGGUCACGCUUCCCAUCUACCAGCCGCCUCAGUUCGUCAACUUCAAUGUCGGCUAUCACGCGGUCAUCCCCCAGCAGACGCAGGUUCCCAUGAAUCCCGAGUACCCGCUGGCUCUGACCUACUCGGGCGGCACCAACUAUCUUCACUCGUACGGUCCAAACCCUGCUAUGAUGCCCCCGGCUAUCAUCCCCAGCCAGCAGACUUGGAUGUUUGGAGGCAGCCACAGCUAUGUCAACGUACCUGUCUUCGGCACCGGCGGUGGCGGCAUCAGUAGCCUGCCAAUCGUCUCAGAUGUGGUCAGAGAGACCCGUCUGGACGCCCUCGCAGAGGAGGGUCUUGCUGGGAUGCUAGAGUGGGCUGCGGGCCCUGCCGGCCUCAAAUUGAUCGUUAUGGUCGACGUUGACAGUAGGACCAUCAUCUCUUCCUCUGUUCCCGUUCCUCUGGCCUCUUCUACUGCUCCUGCUUCGUCUACUGCUCCGGCCACGCCUACUAAUCCGGCCUCGCCUAUACCUGCUCCUUCUCCGGGUCCGGCCGUUUGA
Molecule: messenger RNA, 789 nt
Organism: Colletotrichum destructivum
Lineage: Eukaryota; Fungi; Ascomycota; Sordariomycetes; Glomerellales; Glomerellaceae
Exons: 1
Coding region: 1-789 (262 amino acids)
Source: RefSeq, a predicted model, not a curated record